Molecule: messenger RNA, 4042 nt
Organism: Bombus terrestris (buff-tailed bumblebee)
Lineage: Eukaryota; Metazoa; Arthropoda; Insecta; Hymenoptera; Apidae
Product: aminopeptidase N
Exons: 12
Coding region: 972-3767 (931 amino acids)
Biological process (GO): peptide catabolic process; proteolysis
Cellular component (GO): cytoplasm
Molecular function (GO): zinc ion binding; peptide binding; metalloaminopeptidase activity
Source: RefSeq, a predicted model, not a curated record
GGUACCCAAGGGUCUUGGACUCUUGAGAAAUAAAGUCUUUUGUAUCAUCAAGAGAAUUUCUUUUUUACGUGACAAGAUACUCGUUAAUCUAGAUUCAGACCGUUCGAUAAUUCGCAGCUAAUCGCCUUAUACUCUUAUAUCCUUGUAUUAUCGCUUGAGAUUGCGUCCGUAUUUUUAUACUGAUUGGAGGAGAGCCGGAACAUUUAAAUUUGUCGUUGUUCAACGGUUGCGCGUAGCGGUGACAUUGUUUUGCCCGGAGUUUAUUUGUUUUUACAUUACUCAUAAUCUAACGGACUCGACAAUCCGAGGCAAAACCAGAACAUGAUUCGAAAUGUCCUUUGACUCAUGUUCCGCUACAAAAUUAUAUGAAGAAAAAAGGAUUUAAAUAUAAAAAAAUAUAUUUCUGAUGUAAUAAAAGAGGUCUUCUUAAAUUUUAGAGUUCUUCAGCACUAGAAAAUUUGAGAUAUCGAUGAAAUGCCAGUAUUUAUUUUCCAUUCAUCGUGUUUUAUAUUAUUUUACGCAUUAAAGACCAAAAUUGGGCGUUUACGUAAUAUUUAAUUUAUGCGCUUUUUAAUCCAUUUAAAUUAAUGAAUUCCUUAUUUUCCGACGAUUUCGAAAAAUUGUUACCAAAAUAUUAAUUUCUAUAUCGUUCGAAAUAUGAAAGUCACAAUGAUCGGAACUAUUAAGGAAGUUAUUAAGUUUUCUUCUUAUCGCUAAAUCAUUCGAUGGAUUACGCGUAUACGAUUCCAUCUAUAUUUCUUACGGUUGCAGACGAUUCUGGUGUAGUAUUUAAUUACAUACGCCCAAAUUAACAUUUCGCGUGAUUUAGAAGUAAAAUCGAGUAAAGAAAUUUCAUCAACAUUCACGAGCCGAAAUAAUAAUAUAUAAAUAAAUAAUAUAUUUUACAAAAUAGAAAAUAAACGAAUUGUGGGUCAUCCAAUGGAUGCGCUUGUUUGCCGAAUCGAUCCAAAAUGGCAAGAAUAUUGAUACUGUUCCUUAUUAAUCUGAUUUUCACGAAUCUUCUACUUGGAGACGUGAUCAGCUCUCAAAUCGACGAACCAAGCUAUAAACUACCAGUAGAAGCCAAACCAAAUUUUUAUGAGCUAGAUUUGACAGUGAAUUUGAAUUCAAAUUUAUCAGAAACAGACUUCAAAUUUACCGGAGAAGUGAAGAUCUACAUUGUAGCUGAAAUUCAGGAUGCCCAGUCAAUAACACUGAACAUGAUGAACCUAACUGUGAAAAAUAUUACCCUGCACGAUUUAAAUAAAACCGCUAUUAAGGUGAAUAGUUUUACAUCUGACGAAGUACAUGAAUUAUUAAUUAUUACGCUUGAUGACAAGCUUAAGAAGGGAAACCAAUACUUGCUUACUGUGAGCUACUCUGGAGUCGUGAACAAUGAAGUAACAGGAUUUUACAGGAGCAGAUCUACCGACAAAAAUGGCAAUCUAAUAUAUAUGGCUGCGACUCUUUUCAAGCCAACAGGUGCACGGUUAGUGUUCCCUUGUUGGGAUGAGCCUGCUUUCAAGGCACGCUUCAACAUUUCUAUAACCCAUCCGAAAUCUUACCAUGCAAUUUCGAACAUGCCUCCGUUGCCAGUUGAAGAACCAAAAGUGAAAAACGACAUGAAGACAACUAAGUUCAAAACAACUCCUCGGAUAUCCACUUAUUUAGUGGCAUUCAUAGUCUCCAAGUAUGAAUGCAACGAAGAUGGUAUGUUCAGGGUGUGUACUAAGCCACAGGCAGUGAAUCAGACACAUUACGCCUUCGAGAAGAGUAAAGAAUUGCUAGACGCUUUAAAUGAAUAUACCGCCAUCAAUUUCACCCAUUAUAUACCAAAAAUGGAUCAGGUAUCGCUGGAGGACUUUCCGCUAGGCGCUAUAGAGAAUUGGGGCCUCGUCACUUACAUGGAGCCCGAUUUCCUUUAUCAAGACGGUGUUACCACAACUUAUACGAAGCAAAGUAUAACUAUGAUUAUAGCUCACGAAUUUGCGCAUCAGUGGUUUGGAAAUCUUGUUAGUCCAGAAUGGUGGACGUGGAUUUGGUUGAAUGAAGGAUUUGCAGAGUACUUCCAAUAUAUUAUUACUCAUAAGGUACUACCCGAAUGGCGAUUAGACGAAGUGUUUGUCGUUGACAAUAUACAAGGAAACGCUUUCAUUGUAGAUGCAGGUGAAAAUUCGCGUCCCAUGAACAUGGACGCGAACACGCCUGAAGAAAUUAGUAACUUGUUCGACGAUAUUGCGUAUCAGAAAGCGGCGUCAGUUAUUCGAAUGAUGUCACACAUCUUGACAGAAAACGUUUUCCACGAAGGUUUAAAGGAAUACCUGAAGCAGAAUGCAGAGAAUGUUGCAAAUUCGACAAAUCUUUUCGAGCAUCUUGGAAAGAAUAAAAAAUGGGAUGGAGCUUCGUUCGGGGAAAUCAUGGACGGAUGGGUGAACAACGCAGGAUAUCCGGUUGUGAAUGUGAAACGAAACCAUGACAAUGAACUGCAGUUAAGUCAAGAACGAUUUUCAUUUUAUGAAACUAAAAAUGACGCAAACUGGUGGGUGCCUAUAACUUACGUGAAGUCGUCCAGCAUGGACUUUAAUAAUACAUCUCCAAUUAUGUGGUUAAAACCAGGCCGUAAUGAAAGGAUAAGGUUUAAUAAGACAGAGAGGUGGAUUAUUGUUAAUACGCAGCAAGCAGGUUAUUAUCGCGUGAAUUAUGAGCCAGAAAUGUGGAAACUGUUGUCGAUGCAGCUGAAUUCGGAUAACUAUAAGAAUAUCCACGUCUUGAACCGUGCUCAGUUAAUCGAUGAUGCCUUAAACAUGGCUCGUACUAACCGAUUGAACUAUACGGUUGCAUUGACACUCACACUUUACCUUGAGAGAGAAACAGAUUACGUGCCCUGGCGUACGACUUUCAACAAUAUGCAAUUCUUGCACGACAUGUUACGUACUUCUGAGCAAUAUAAUAUUUUCAUGAGUUAUAUUCGGACAAUAAUGAAAUCCGUGACGAGUCAAGUGAGGUAUGAGCCGUAUCAGAAAGGCGAAGAGCUCGAUAUCGUGAAACUUCUUAGGGUAUACGCAAUGGGAUGGGCCUGCAGAGCUGGUGUUGACGAAUGCAAACGUUAUACCAACAGAGAGUUCAACGCAUGGUUAAGUAAUUCCAGUAGAUCAUUCGACAUUGACUUGAAAGACAAUAUUCUCUGCGACGGAAUAAGAUCUGCAAAUAAAGAAGCAUGGAACUACACUCUGACCGAAUUCCUGAAAACGAAGGACGAAGGCGAAAAAAAGAGUUUAUUUUCUCUCUUGGCAUGUUCCCAGUCAGUAGAUCUUGUGAAGGAAUACUUGCACAUGUCCAUUCAGGAAAACGCAAUUGUGACAUUUGAUAAUGCAGUUCUAGAUGUAAUGUCUCAGAACGUAAAGGGUGUCAGCAUUGCUCUCGAAGUGCUCUCCAGCGAAGUUGAGAAGAUAAAAAAAUUGAACAAAGCCGAAGACAUCAUCAAAUCUAGUGUUGACAUAAUUGCAAGCGCAAUUACAAAUAAGGAACAAUUUAGGCAGUUAAUUAUGUUUUUGGCGAAGGAGAGAUUUGAACCAGACAUUGUUCAUACUACCUUAUUGAAGGCACUCAGAAAUUUGGUCUGGCUUAACGUCCAUCAAAAAACUAUUGAGAACUGGUUGUACACUCACAGGGACUAUUUCAACUCAACCCGUGUGCUGUCGUCUGAAACGAUUUUCAUUACAGUCUCAACAUAUAUUUUAGAUGUUAUUAGAACCUUAUUCAGGUGAACUGUAGUUGGAAUGUAUUUAAUUGGUACAUCGAAAAACCGAGGCGCAAAAAGAUACAAUCAAGUACUAGAACGAAUCGAGAAUGAUCAUCUAUAUAGAAUACAUUAACACGAUCAUGGAAUCAAUAAUUCGAUAGAGAGAUAUAAUAUACAAUCCGUGAAGAUUUGGAAUAUUUUUAUAAUUUAAUAUGUAAUGAUAAUUGUAGGGAAUGAUGUUUGGUCCAAAUAUAUUUUUAUACUAUGUUAAAAAAUGUAUAAUAAAGAGUGAAAUCAUAA